UUAACACUGGCAUGCAGCAAAAAAAGCUAACUAUCAGAGCAAAACAUUGAUACUUGCAUGAGCACAACUACAAGUUCAAGUGUCCUUGCUGCUGUGAUCCCAAAUCAAAUAAGACAGAGGAGGAUAGCUUUUAUAAGAAGAGAAGAAAAGAUGUUUGAUACUCUUGGACUCAUUUGCAUGAUGUGGUGUUAUAUGAUGCUAUUUCAUCCCUUGCACGCUGACAUCCAGUAUGUAGAGCCAGAGGCACAAGAAUCACCUAUUGCAAAUGUGAAAAUGAAUUGGAGAAAAAUGGAACUGACCUGGGACAGCAGCAAAAAUUUCUCUAAGUACAAAUGUACCAUCAUGGACAGGGACAUUGAAAGUAUACAGACAGAGGUGGAUAGUCCACUAUGCAGGUUUCCAGUGGAACUAUACCUGCCUCUGCACAAAGGGGUAUUCCUUACUAUUGAAGUGCCAAACACAAACAUCUCAAAAACCUUCACCUUUAUCCCAGGAGGCAUGAAUGGAUCAGCCAUUGAAAACUUCUCCUGUGUGAUUUAUAACAUUUCCCUCAUGAGCUGCACUUGGCAGGCAGGCAAGGAUGCUCCAGGAGAUACCCAGUAUUUUCUCUACUGGCAGAACUCCAGAUAUGAUGAUGCGAUGGAAUGUGAGCUUUACAUUAAGGAUGAAAAUGGCAGAAAUACAGGAUGUAGAUUCCAAAAUGUGAGGAUAGAGACUGAAAAAGCUUACUUCCUGGUGAACGGCUCUAGCAAAGACUCCCUGAUCCAGUUCUAUGAUGAGUACAUUCAACUGUAUAAAAUAGAAAUACUCACUCCUCCAUUAAAUGUCACUGUCAAUUGUACUGGAGAUUCAGCAGGUUGCAUAAUUACAUGGCAAGCACCCCUUACAAGUCAUGUGGAAAACAUAAAGUGUUUUCAGUAUGAAAUUAGCAUACAAAAUAAGGAUGAACCCAAAGAACAGAAAAAGGAUCCUCCUGUAAAAGUAAGGAGCAACAGAUAUGAAUUCCAAAAUUACAAUGAAGAAAAAAAGUACAUUCUGAAAAUCAGAGCACGUGGAAAAAAUUGUCUCGUGAGCUCAAACUGGGGGGAAUGGAGUGAACCCAUUGAGUUUGGUCAAGGGAAAGAUCACUUUCCUUUAGUGAUUUUAUUUCUGAUAGCACUUGGAACAAUCUCAGUGACACUGCUCCAAUAUUGUCUUUUCAAAAGGUACUGCAAUUUCAAGAGCCUAUUUUCUCCCAUACCACAACCAAGAGACAAAUUUAAUGCAUCGACUGAUGAAGAUAACCAGGUAUGCUUUCUUUUGAAUUCAAAGCUGUUAACUAUAAAGCACAAUAGGCCAAAGACUAGAAGAACUGGCAUAUAAAGAUGAGUGUUUAAUUUGCUCUCAUACAAAAUAUGCUGGUUUAGAAUUAGAAAUGCUGUAUCCAGUGCUGUAUGUAUUCGUAGCCAUAUUUUAAGACCAGAGUUAUCACUUUCACUGAGACCAGCAAUUUCUGUGUGUAGCAGUUUUGCUAGGUUGCUGUUCAUACUCUGAAAAUAACCCAAGUGAGGAAGCAUUUUCCAUUAGCAUUUUCAAAUAUCAGUGAUCAUAAUGCAAUGUCAACACGUAUUUUGUCUUAUCCCCAUGUAAAAAACCUGUGGCACUGAAUGAAAAUCAACAGGGUUGGCAGUCUCAACAGCUUAACUAGCUUUCCUAUGUUGCUUCAGCAGAGGAUUGACUAUGACAGUUUUGAUGUUUUGUGCUAAUUAUGUCUGACCAAUAUUCUGUAGCAUCCCUGUGCAGUCUAUUGUAGUGUUUAAUUAUCCUUACUAAAAAAA
Messenger RNA from Pezoporus flaviventris, 1817 nucleotides. RefSeq names its product granulocyte-macrophage colony-stimulating factor receptor subunit alpha-like. Gene Ontology annotation, biological process: immunoglobulin mediated immune response; cytokine-mediated signaling pathway. The coding region runs from base 58 to 1362 and encodes 434 amino acids. Gene Ontology annotation, molecular function: protein binding; cytokine receptor activity. NCBI's taxonomy places the organism in Eukaryota, Metazoa, Chordata, Aves, Psittaciformes, Psittacidae. The record is from RefSeq and is a predicted model, not a curated record. The transcript is spliced from 11 exons. Gene Ontology annotation, cellular component: external side of plasma membrane; membrane.